AUGUUUUUGGAUGAAAAGUGUUUACCUCGCAAUAAGGAUGAAAUGGAAAUUUACAAAAUUCUUAUUGACAAAGAAAGAUUUAAUUCGCGAAUUUUUGUGAUAUCCGCGUUUCUUACAACUACUUUAUAUACGUCACUACCUCUAAUAUCAUCAGGACCAGUGGUAUCAUUACCCUAUAUCAGUUGGAUUCCUUUUGAUAUUAAUUCUAGAAAAAAAUUUUGGAUUGCUUAUUUGUAUGAAUGCAUUGGGGUUUAUUUAGCAACUCUUAUAUUUUCCGCUAUGGAAACCCUUCCAGCUAUUAUGAUGCAACAAAUUUGUAUACAAUUGGAAAUUCUAAUGAGUCGUCUUCUUGAAAUUCCAAAAUUAAAACAAAAACAAUAUUUGUCUUCUACUGUUUAUUAUGAUGAGUAUCAGCUACUUAAGGAUUGCAUAGAUUAUCAUGAAUUUAUUUUUUCAAUGGAGAAAAAGUUAAAUAAUAUUUUUGGUUUUUUAAUUGCCGUGCAAUUUUUUGUUUCCACAUUAAAUUUGUGUACGUCUGGCUAUUAUAUGACAAAAGUGAACGUUGAUAACGCACAUUUUUGGUUGGCGUUAUUGAUUUUAAGUACGUUUGUAUUUCAAAUCUUUUUGUAUUGUUGGUUCGGGGAAGCGAUGACUCAAAAAAGUUUAGCUGUUAGUGAUGUAAUAUACAAAAUGGAUUGGAAUUUGUUAGGCACACGAACAAGGCACACAUUGUUAAUAAUAAUGAUGCGGGCAAAACGACCAAUACAACUCACGGGAUCGACAAUAAUUAUAAUGUCAAUUGAAACUUUUUUGAAGAUUUUAAAAAGUUCUUACUCAGCUUAUAAUUUAAUAAGGAACUCAAGUUAAAUUUUUGAUUACUCUACGAUGGAUAAUUUCAUCAAAAGAGUCUUCAGUUUUGGAUAAUAUGUCGACUACGAAUAUUUGAUAUUGAUGAGUGGCCUUUAUUAGUUUUUUAGGUGCUAAAUGAUA
Leptopilina boulardi is the source of this 990-nucleotide messenger RNA. Its product is annotated as odorant receptor 94a-like. Gene Ontology annotation, cellular component: plasma membrane. The transcript has 5 exons. Gene Ontology annotation, molecular function: olfactory receptor activity; odorant binding. The coding region runs from base 1 to 867 and encodes 288 amino acids. The record is from RefSeq and is a predicted model, not a curated record. NCBI's taxonomy places the organism in Eukaryota, Metazoa, Arthropoda, Insecta, Hymenoptera, Figitidae. Gene Ontology annotation, biological process: detection of chemical stimulus involved in sensory perception of smell; sensory perception of smell.